GGCGAGGAGGGGCUGGGAAUGUGCAGAAGACAUUGACAGCGGUUAUGUUGUGGCUGGGCACGGGUGGCUAGAGAGGAGAGAACCCACCGGAAAGGUUGGGUUGCCCGGCAGGUCCAACCGCUGACGGCGCGUAGCCAAUGAAGGCUGGUUGCCGCGCCCACCACAACAUCGCGAGACCCCCAUUCACUUUCUCGUGGUGCUUCCCUCGAGUUCACGAGCACAAGCAGGGUUGAGAAGACCAGCUUGGGGCUGGAUGUGCUGGAUGACGACAAGCAGCUCUUCAUCAUUCGAGCCACCGCCUUCCCUUUACGUUUUUGGAAGCCAUGCUCUCGGGGGUCCCGAUAGAAUUUGACGACAGUCCCAGGUUGCUACGUCUUGCGGGCCCGCCAUUGUUGCCUUGUUUUUUUUCUAUUGCUCUGCGUCGCCAUCACUAACCACACUUCGACACCGCACGAAGCUGACGACGCUCUUUGGCUCGACAUCAGGUAUUCGAUUAUCUGUCGCGAUACUCUUAGGAGGCCAAUAAUCUUUUACUUAAUCACAACAGCUGCAUCGACCAUCUCUUUCCCGACGCCGCCCUCCCUGCCUAUCCAUCAAAACACACCCCUCCAACGAUUCUUUGUCGCCCACCCCUGGAAAACGUUUACGGCCAGCCUCUCGUUUGACCACCCGAUCAAGGCUGCUUCAUUCCACCAAGGUGCAUCGACGAGGAGCAACAUCGUUUCUUGCGAUUCCAUGGAUCAACAUAGCCGAUAGCAUCCCUCAAUACUACCAGGUCGCAUACCCCUAUUCGGCGUCGCUGAUCCUCACACGAUGGCACCUAAUAGCGCCACGGUCGCCGCAUUGCUAAGGCAAACAGUUCACUAUCAUCUUGACAACUUUGCCUAUGACAGCGCCAUAUUCUUCGCCGAACGCCUGCAGGCCUACGACCCACGCUCCUCCGAAUCAGCCUAUCUACUAUCUCUCUGCCAUUUUCGCCUUGGUGAUUCCAGAUCGGCCUACGAAAUCAGCAAGCCACCAGGCUUUCGAGGUGUACACUUGGGAUGUGCCUUUAUAUUUGCGCAGGCCUGUUUUGACCUGGAGAAAUACAAGGAUGGAAUCACAGCUCUGGAGAAGGCGAGGGCACUGUGGGCUACUAAAUGCAGCAUCGGAAAACACAGCGCUUCAUCAAGAUCUCCCUAUCCCGACGCCGCGGCGUGCAGCUGUCUUUUAGGAAAGUUAUAUCGAGCAUUGGACGACAAGAAGAAAGCGGUACCAUGCUUCGAGGAAGCGUUGAAAGCCAACCCUUUGAUGUGGGAUGCCUUUACCGCGCUUUGCGAUAUGGGGGUCAACGUCAGGAUACCAAAUGUUUUCAGGUUUAAUGAGCCGUUUGCGCGCAACUUCGACUUAGAAAACAGCACAGCAAGCGAACCGAACGGCCCCGAGCCCCUCCAAAGGAAGGCUGGCAUGCAAUCAGCCAGCGAGAGUGAUCCAUUUGACGCCCCCCGUCCUGCAACGUACCAUAUGGACCCUUCCAGAAACGACUUAUUUACCGAACCUGCCCCUAAUGACUUGAUGGCCAAGUUUGCUGCGGCCCACUCGAGGUACAAUGGCAAUCAAGGAAGCAGGAAUGGAUCGGAUGGAAUGGAAACCCCAACUGGCUCUGCGCCGGUUGGUGCUCCUGAGCCUCAGGUAUCACGAUUAGGACACCCGUCGGAACCACCACAGGCACCAAACCGUCGGACCCGUGGUGCCCAAGCAGUGGAACCUGCCAUCUUCGAACCUCCACCAAGACUUGGUGGUUAUCGUUUGGGUUCAAAGAGAAGAGAAAGAACCCAAGAACAAGCAGCAGAUCCAUCCACAGAUAAUUGGUCCAAACCUACCGCGAUUUCAUCAGUGACCGAUAGAAAACGCACAGCAUCGGGGCAUCCAGUACAGCCACGCCCAGCCAAUGGUGAGGAGCCACGGAGGAGUGCGAGACUGAAUGUGCUGCCGAGACCACCUGCGUCGAGGGCGAAUGCUGGUGCUACGGCUCUGGGGACGACGGCUACCCGAGAACUGAGGAAGGCUAGACCCCCUAUUUCUAGGAUAGGCCGCCCAGGGGCAGCCGUGGUUGGCAGGGUUGUUAGUGGCAAUCGGAAGCCUAUUGAGGAAAAUGGAAUGGAUGUCGAUCAGGCCGAAGCUCCGCGGUUUAAGGAACCGCCGCCGAUGAUGCAAGCGCCACCGCCCAAGAUGACGCUUGUUGAACCUGAGCCGGUCAAGAUUGACGAAGCAUUGAGAUGGAUUCUAGAGCUCUUGAAAAAGAUGGCCACUGGAUACCUCCUCUCAUCACAAUUCCGCUGCAAAGACGCGUUGGCGGCGUUUUUGUCGCUCCCUCGCAGCCACCAAGACACCCCAUGGGUGUUGGCCCGGAUGGGCAGGGCGCAAUAUGAGCAGGCAAAUUAUGCUGAAGCCGAAAAGCUAUUCAGACGCCUCCGAAUGCUAGCCCCUACUCGCCACGAGGACAUGGAGGUAUACUCAACAGUCCUCUGGCAUCUCAGGAAGGAGACUGAUCUAUCGUUCCUGGCACACGAACUCGUCGACGCCGUAUGGGAUUCACCCUAUGCCUGGUGCGCCUUGGGCAAUGCGUGGUCCCUUGCUUGCGAUCACGAGCAGGCGCUGCGUUGUUUCAAGCGUGCGAUUCAGCUACACCCCAAAUUCGCCUACGCGUACACACUCCAAGGACACGAGCACGUAGAGAAUGAGGAAUAUGACAAGGCCCUUACGGCAUAUCGACAGGCUAUUUCAGCCGACAAGCGGCAUUACAAUGCCUACUACGGAAUCGGGAAGGUGUUUGAAAAGUUGGGCAAUUGGGACAAGGCGCUGAGUCAUUACAAGGCAGCUUUGGUUAUCCACCCAGACCACGCUGUCUUGAUUUGUUGCGUGGGAACUGUGCUGCAACGGCAGAAGCAGAUCGGUCAGGCGCUUCCUUACUUCUCUCGGGCCGUCGAGCUGGCGCCACGGGCACCUGAAAUCCGACACAAGAAAGCCCGGGCUCUCAUGGCGACUGGUCAGUUCGAAGAAGCGCAGCAGGAGCUUUUGGUUCUGCGAGAUCUUGCGCCGGACAAGGCGCAAGUACACUUUUUGCUUGGCAAACUGUCCAAGUUGCUCGGAGACAAGAAGUUGGCAGUGCGCCACUUCACCAUUGCUCUGAGUCUAGAUCCCAAGGCGAGUUCACAAAUCAAACAGGAGAUCGAGGGCCUGGAAAAUGAUGAUUGCAUAGAGGACUCGAUGGUGCAUUGA
Messenger RNA from Podospora pseudocomata, 3261 nucleotides. RefSeq names its product anaphase-promoting complex subunit cdc27 (gene CDC27). Gene Ontology annotation, cellular component: anaphase-promoting complex; cytoplasm. Gene Ontology annotation, molecular function: protein binding. Lineage: Eukaryota; Fungi; Ascomycota; Sordariomycetes; Sordariales; Podosporaceae. Gene Ontology annotation, biological process: metaphase/anaphase transition of mitotic cell cycle; anaphase-promoting complex-dependent catabolic process; cell division. The transcript has 2 exons. The coding region runs from base 814 to 3261 and encodes 815 amino acids. The record is from RefSeq and is a predicted model, not a curated record.